This is a messenger RNA of Argiope bruennichi, 7048 nucleotides long. Its product is annotated as MYND-type zinc finger-containing chromatin reader ZMYND8-like. The record is from RefSeq and is a predicted model, not a curated record. The transcript is spliced from 28 exons. Gene Ontology annotation, molecular function: DNA binding; protein binding. NCBI's taxonomy places the organism in Eukaryota, Metazoa, Arthropoda, Arachnida, Araneae, Araneidae. The coding region runs from base 532 to 6204 and encodes 1890 amino acids.
UUUCUUUUUAAAAAAGUAGUGUUAAAAAAAUUGUAAUAUUGACCCAUUCUCGUUUUUGCAAAACUAUAUGAAUUAAAUUUUAAUGAAGAAGAUUUACAAUACACUUAUUUUUUCAGCAUAUCCUUGGAUGUCAUCUAAGUGUUUUGUUUCCUUCUGUUGCUCCAAUUAUAAUCCUGAAUCCAUAGUUCAAGUUUUUAAUUUUCUGCAAAAAAAUGCACUGAAAACUCAUUGGCUUCAAGCCAUUCAUAGAGAAGACAAACAAGAACCAAAGCCUCGGAAAUUUGUGCUCUACAUUUUUAAAGCUGAGAAUAUUAUCACUGAAGAAUCAGAUUUCAAUUAAGAAAUUCAAGAAAUUAUCACUGUUCCUUUACAAAAUCAUCAACUUAAACCUAGUGCAAUUCCUCCUAUUUUUUAACAAAUUAUCUACUCUGUGGAUAACUGUUUUCUUGGGUGUCAAAGUUGGAUGAUAAUAGCUUUCAGCAUAUAAGAAAAGAACUAGACUGUGUGCCAAAAAGAGGAUCUAGUGUAAAAAUGCGCAGAUGCUGUGUGCCUGGAUGUCCUUCCAAUCGUAAAAAACCUUAUGUAUCAGUUUUUCAAUUUCCUAAAAGUCCUGGAUUUCGAAACUUAUGGCUAAAAAGAAUUGGACGCCCCCUUUUGAAAGUAUCUGAAAAUAUUGGUGUUUGUAUCAAACACUUUGAAAAGAACUGCAUUGUUGAUUACAAAGAUUGGAAAGGUGAAGGAGGUAGGAAGAGAAUAACAGUAAAACCAGGAGCAGUUCCAUCCAUUUUUGAUCAGGAGGAAAUUGAUAGUUUAUCUGAUGAUGCAGAUGCAACCUGUAAUAAAGACUUGCAAGAAGUUGCUACCAAUAUGCAAGCUAGAAGUUCAGGAUCUGUUUUCUCUGAAGUAACAAAACAAUCUGUUAGUGUAUCAACAGGUAGCUCACCAAAGAAAAUGCAAUCUUCGCCAACAACAGAUAAACCUUUUAUUGCUAUUAUUAAACCUGAAGAUUCUCGAACUGAAGAACCUGCUUCUUGUGAAGAAAUUGAUGAUGAUUCUUCGAGCUGUGAAGAUGUUUGCAAAUUAAGCCCAAAUAAAGCAAACCCUGAUUCUCUUUCACCCUACAAGCAUUUUUCUUCUGUUAAUAUGUGUUUAAAAGAGGAAGACCAAAUAAAUGCUCAGAAAGAACUGGGAAAAGCUGUCAAGCGUACUGCUUCUGUCAGCAGCAAUAACAGUAGUGGGAGUACUGAAGUAGCAAAAUUGCAACCAAAAAGGAGAAAAGUUGAAAAGCCUGCACCAACAGUCUUAGGCAAGCAGAAUGAUUGCUAUUGUUGGGUGUGUCAUCGUGAAAAUGUUGUUCUUUCUUGCAUUGCAUGUCCUAGAGCAUAUCAUAUGAAAUGUGCUGGCGACAAUGUGGUUAUUUCAUCUGAUAUGAAUGAUUGGGUUUGUCCAGAAUGUAAACGCAUCCUAACAGCAGAAAAUGUUGAUACACGCUCUACAGUUUUGUCCGAAAUUUCUUUAGACAAGCUUUGUACACUGUUAAGAUUCAGUUUAAAUAAAAUGAAACACAGAGCAGGUGUAGCAUUUCAUCAACCUGUCUCUUUGGAUCAUUAUCCAAUGUAUCCCCAUUAUGUUAUUCAUCCAAUGGAUUUCAGUUUACUUGAAAAGAACAUUAAACAGAAGCUUUAUGGUUGUACUGAAGCCUUUUUAGCUGAUGUAAAAUGGAUUCUGCAUAAUUCAUGUGUAUUUAAUGGAAGUCAACAUCCUCUGAGUACAAAUGCCAAGUCACUUGUAAAAGCUUGUGAUAAUGACAUGCAAGAAAUUGAAGUGUGUCCAGACUGUUUCAUGCAUAGCAUUGUUAGAAAUAAAUAUUGGUUUUCAGAAGUUUGUAGGAAGCCUCAUCCUUUAGUCUGGGCAAAACUGAAGGGAUUCCCAUAUUGGCCUGCUAAGGUAGUUCGAAUUGCUGAUGGAUUUAUUGAUGCUCGUUUCUUUGGUGCUCAUGACAGAGCUUGGGUUCCAAUUUCUCAGUGUUACCAUCUCUCAAAAGAAAUGCCAACUUCCAGCAAACCUAAAAAGAAAGGGAAUUAUGAAAUUGCAUUGGAUGAAUUAAAUGUUCAUGUUCAGUUAUUAAUCCAGAAGUUUGGAAAAUUUGAGUAUGCUCCAUAUCGAACGAGCUUUGAUCAAAAUAACAAAUUGUUAGCUUAUCAUGGAAUUGACAUAGAUAAGAUUGACAAAGAGGAGAUACCUUGUGAUACCUCAUCUGUUGAAGGAGUUGAUGCUGCAGUUUCUACAAAAGAUAAUGAAAAUAGCUCCAGUUCAAAAUGUAUUAAAGAAAGCAGUGAAGAUUCUGAGAAAAAAAGUAUGACUCACAUGAAUGUGGUGCCUUCAAACAACAGAGUUUCUUGUAAUGAUAUGAAAAGUAGUCCAAAGGUCAGUCUUGGUUCUGAAAUGAUUCCGCAGAAGCAGAUGAAGGAUUCUAAGCUUGUAGACAAAUCUGCUGAGCCUGCAUCAGAUUCAAAUCAACUGAAUAAAAUUGAACUAGUUCUCCAGCGGAUUAAAGGUUAUAUUUCUACUGUCGAUGAUGAUAAUGAAAAUAUAGAAAAAGAUGCAUCAGAUAUUAAGGAGAAUCAAACAGAAGAAGAUUUUGGUGAAAAUGCAAAUAAAAAAGAUGCCCCCGGCACUGCUUCUAAGUCUCUUGAAAUUAAUUCUAAGAAAAAGGAAACAGAGGAGAUUAGUAUUUUGAGUGGUCUUAUCAAAACCAAAACAUUGCCAUCUAUUGAAGUACCAACAAUUUCACUUGAUGAUGUUUCUGAAAAAGACAAAGUGCCUACUUUAGAUGUGGUUAAGAAAAAUGAUUCAUUUUCCUUGAAAUUGAUUGAGACUAUUGAGUCUUGUAAAGCUAAAUUAGGGUUAUCUAUUGAGUCAGAAUUAGAUAAGAUUGAUUCAGGAGAUAGUGAAUCUCUUGAUGAGGAUGAUGAAGAUGAUGUGGAGCAAGAAGGUGAAGGAGACCUUAGUGGUGAUGGUGAGAAGCAUGGCAAAAAAGUUACCAGUGCCUCAGAAGAUGCAAGUGAUGAAUCUUCAUCUGAAAGUGAUGAGGGAGAAUCAAAUUCUCAUUCCUCUGAAACUGAUAUUGAAACUGUAGAAGAUGCUAAUGUGGAUUUAAGGAAGGAUAUUGAACCAGAACACCGUGACGAUCAUGUGGAUGUCCCAGAUUGCCAAAAAGAGGACAAUGAAAAUAAGCUUACUGUUGAUAAAGAUGAAACUGAGAAACAUUCACAUGGUAUGAAUACUUUGAUUGUAACUAAAAGUUCUCCUGAAGCUUCUUGUGAAGCUCCUGUACAGCAUUCUACUAUUGAAAAUUUUGCUGAGAAUAUUAGCUGUGACUUGCAGAAAGAACACAGUGAAAAUCCCAGUGUUGAAGACAGAGAUGUAGAUCUCCAUUCAGAUAUAUCAGACAAGGAUCCAUCUAAUACAUCUGAAAGUUUACAAAGAAAUUUUACAGAAAGUAAAACACUUUCUUCACAGGAAACAUUAACAUCUAUGGAUAUAGAUAAAGACAAAGGUGCUCAAGCAGAUGGAGAAAAAAAUAUAAAAAACUCAACUGAAAGUGACAAAAUAGAUGAAGAUGAUGACAUUUUUAUUUGUCCCCCUGUUAAACCACCUACACCUCCUCUAAUAUGCUUAGAUGAUGAAACUGAAGGUGAUGAAAAAGCCGAAUCUAAUUCUAAUUUUAAAAACUCUGGAAAUCUUUUUUCCAAGCAAAUAAGCCAAGAAAAUUCAGUAAAACUGAGUUCUGUUUUUGGUAUUCCAAAAUUACCAACUAGUGCGCGUAAAAGUAUGAAAAGAGUGUUUAAAUCUCCCACUUCUGAGGAGGAAAGUAGUGAUGAGGAUUUUCGAGUACUGCCUUCUAGUCAUGGAAUUCCUUUAAGUGGUGCUAAAAGAACAUUUCAUAACAGGGACAAGAAUAAUUUAGGAGUAAUGUCUAAUAGUUCUGUCUCUCAAAUUACAUCAAAUGAAAUUCAUCAGUCAAAUGAAAUAGGAGCAAGAGAACAGAUCACUUCUGUAAAUGAGACAAGUGAUGAAAAUAAUCUUAGUAGUAUUACUAAUAUCCUAAAUAAGGAGUCCCUCACUUCAGUUGAAGAUAAUACUCAAAAUUCUGUACCUGAACACUCAGAUACUCUAGAUGAAAAAGAUGCAGAAAUAUUGAAUUUGAGGAAAAAGCUAAGUUGCUUAUUUUCUGCCUUCCAAUUGCAGCAUUGGAAACAUAAUCAGGAAAAAUCAGAAUUAAGACACAAUAUGAAUCUCAUUGUUAUGGAAAUGCGAGCUAGUCUAGAAGCUGAUAAAAAGCAAGCACUGGAAACUUUAAGUCGUACAUUUGAACGUGAAAAACAGUGUUGUAUUGAAGAAACAAAAAAGAAACAAUGGUGUGCACAUUGUUUUCAGGAAUCACGCUAUGCUUGUUGUUGGAAUACUAGUUAUUGUUCUGUUGCAUGCCAGAAACGCCAUUUUAAUGAACAUAAAUCUUUUUGCACUCAAUUAAAAAGGGUAAACCCUGUUGAAGUAUCUGAGUGCAAAAAUAAAUCGCCUUCUCCAAAUGAUGGUAAAGAAAACAAGAAAGUGUUUCUCUUAAAUGUAGUAUCUCAAACUGAUGCAUUAAAGUCUGCUGUCAAUCAAAAGGAAACAGUAGUCCAACAAAACUCAUUGCCAAAAAUAAUUGCCUCCAAAGCUCCAGUGCAGUUAGUGCCAUCCAGUUCUUCCUCUACAACACCUACUGUUCAGCUUGUCCUAGCACCAGCUAAUUCAGACAAUUCUCCUGGACCCUUACAACCCAAAUUGGUGCCAACAAAAUUGGAUAAUUCAGAAUCAACAGAAUCUCAAAAUACCACUGAAAAGAAAGGAAAUAAUUCUGUUUCUAUACUAAAACCAAAAACUUCAGAAGACUUGGCUGUGAAUGAAAAGAAUGAAUCAAAGAAAGAAGAAACUAAUCUCGAAGAAAUUUAUUUUCCAUCUCCACCAGGGAUAAGCUUUGAAGGUUUAGAUACAGCACUUCCAGAUGACAAUAUUCAGUUCACUCAUCCUAAAGAUGCAUCGGAAUGCUAUUCGCCUGAUAUUGAACAAGUGACAAAUAACAAAAUGGAAGAUUCUUCUGCAGAAGAGGAUUUAAAUUGGUCAGAUAUUGAUGACACAGAUAAUGAACUAGUUAACAUUGGACGUGGAGUUGAAGUUUCGGCAAAGUAUCUGAACAAGUGUUUAAUUUAUGGUCAAAGUGCUAAAAAGCUGACUCGCUGUCUCAUUGAUGUUAUUUUCCCUGAUAUCAAAUUACUGGCUUCUUGUUCAGCAUUUGGUAACAAAUCCAAUGUGACAAAACUGACGCGGGCUGCUUUACCUGCAAGGAAAGUUGAAGCAAUCAUUGAUUUUGUUCUAAAAAGAUUUCCAGAUGCUUCAAGAUCAGAAAUAGUUCUUGCUAUUAACAUGAAAUGUAAGGAAGCUAGGAAUAUAGUUGGAAAAACAGGCAAUGGAAAUGUGAAAAAAACUUUGUUUCGUAGAUUGUUGGCUAAAGAGCAAAGCAUGGAAGCAAAUUUAGCGAAUGACUCUGACCCAACUACGCCAAAGUCUCCCACGACAAUCACUCUUGUCAAAGAUCCAAAUGUUAAUGUAGUCUGUGUGUCAAAUGCAUCACCAUCGGAAUCCACAUCUGUAAAAACCAUAUCGCCAAAAACAACAACAUUAACAGGACCAAAUAUAAUGCGCUGCAAUCCUCAGAUUUUGAUACGGCCCAAAGGACUUGCAGCUGUUGGAUCAAAAUUACUGGUAUCUCCUACAACUAAAUUUGUUAGAGAUCAAACCAAAGUACUCUCAUCGAAUGUUCGACCCUUAGUCAGCAGUCAAAAAUAUGGUGGAAAAAUUCUUCUUCCAAUUGAAGUGAAGACUCAAAUGACCAGUUCAUCAGAAUUGUCUAGUCAUCAGAAUAAACAACGACCUUUCAUUAUUAUUGGUUCUCCAACUUCAACAUUACCAUCUGGAAUUUCUAUGCCUCAGAUGAAAUCAGAGCAAGACCGAAUGGCCGAUCUUCGAACAAAGCGUGCAGAAUACAUGCGAAAUUAUCGGCGUGCCCAACGCGAGAAGCAGACAGAUGAAGAAGCCACUCAGCAUCGGGCUGCAGAAGCUCUUCGACUACGAAAAUAUCGUCAGGCACAGAAUACUUAAUGAAUUUCAUAAAAAUUGCAGGGGUGUUUGUGGUUUGGAAUUUCCAAAUUUAUUUCCUCAGAUCUUAAAAUGUCUGUGAAAGGAUUAAAAUGUUUGUCAAGAAUUUGUGAAAUGUACUCUUUAUCUUCCUGAAAUUUUGUUCUAAAGCAAAUAUAUUAUUCAAAGAUUUAUUAUAUGGAUGAGAAUACAUGAGAUGGAUUAGACGAGAGAAUAUAAAAUAUUCUUCGAUAGUGAUAAUUUUGAUGUACAGACUUUGUAAUACUUAUUCCACCAAAAUAAAAUACAUGUGAAGAAUUUAAGUCUGAAAAUUCCAAUCAAAAUUUUAUUGAAAGGAAAUUUAGCUAUGGUACUUAUUUUAGCAAUAAUUUAUUUGAUGGGAUGACAGUUUAACAUAAUUUCCAAUAUUUAUGAAUUAUUAUCUUUAUUCUAGCAGAUCUAUACGUCAUUUUCAUAUCUGAAGCAAAAAGUCAUUAACUACACCAAAAUGUCUUGCAGAUCAUACUAAACUAAUUUGUCUUUAUCUCUAAUCAUAUAUCUUUAGCUCACUAAGCAAUUGUUUUGCUUAUCAUUUUUCAUCUGUUAAUGUUACGUACACAAUGCUAAAAAAAAUGUUACUAGGUAUUGAAAUUUAUAUACACUAAUACAAAUGUAAAAACUAUUAAUAUGCUGCCAAAUUAAAAAUGCAGAACUUUUUUUUUGUAGUAUAUCUAGAUUUGAUAUUAAUUUUGUAAUAUAAAUAUACUUGAAUAGUAUUACUUAAGCACCAAGAAUUGAAAUUUAAUAGCUAAUUCUCAUCUACAUAUAUUAGGUUUAUAUUACAUAUAAUAAACUUUUUGAUAUAAAA